Molecule: messenger RNA, 1571 nt
Organism: Protopterus annectens (West African lungfish)
Lineage: Eukaryota; Metazoa; Chordata; Ceratodontiformes; Protopteridae
Gene: VAPB
Product: VAMP associated protein B and C
Exons: 4
Coding region: 11-526 (171 amino acids)
Biological process (GO): endoplasmic reticulum membrane organization
Cellular component (GO): endoplasmic reticulum membrane; plasma membrane
Molecular function (GO): FFAT motif binding
Source: RefSeq, a predicted model, not a curated record
CUCUACAGUGAUGCUACAGCCGUUUGAUUAUGAUCCGAAUGAAAAAAGUAAACAUAAAUUUAUGGUUCAGUCCAUGUUUGCCCCACCUGAUUGUUCGGACAUGGAAGCAGUGUGGAAAGAAGCAAAACCUGAGGAUCUGAUGGAUUCUAAACUUCGAUGCGCUUUUGAGCUUCCAUUGGAGAAUGAAAGAUCUCAUGAUGUCGAUACAAACAAAAUAAUACCUUCAACUGCAACAAAGACAGAGUCCUCGGUGUCCAAACCAUUAAGUUCUGUUUUGGAGGAUACUGAAGUAAAGAAAUGGCAGGAUGACUGUAAGAGACUCCAAACUGAAGUACAGAGAUUAGAACGAGAGAAUAAGCAGCUAAAGGAAGAAGAUGGAGUCAGAAUGAGAAAGAUGCCUCACACGAGCAGUCCUGCACCGACUUCAGCUACUGUUGUCAAGGAAGAAGGUCUCACCCCUCGAUUACUCGCUCUGGCAGUUCUCUUCUUCAUCAUUGGUGUCAUAAUAGGGAAACUUGUAUUGUAGGAGAGGUGUGGCUAGGGAAUGAUACCCGAAUUAAUGCAGCUGCCAUACCAUGGGUAGAGUUUAUUCAUACAACAAAGUUUAAUGUUCAGCAUCUCCCAGAUCUUGCCUUUUUAUUGCCCCUGCACAAAUGCAAGUAACCUAAAGUUUAUAGAAGUACAAGGAGAUUGUUUAAUGAUCAUCGGAGAAUGGUCUUAUCAGAUGUUGGGAGAAUCAUACAAGGCAUACUUUAAUGUCAUUUUAAUCACUUUUAGACCUCGAUGCACAUUACUUAAUUACCUCUUUUAAAUGAAUCGACUCCUAGACUGCUGGGACUGUUGACCCUUUUAUUGGUGUCCUGUGCCAGGACAUGGCAGAAAGGUACUGUGCGAAGUAUAUUAAUCUACUAUGCUGCGCAGCUUGUAUAAGUCAUUGUUCAUGCCUCUAACUGUGCAUAUUACCAAUACCAAGUUCUAGAAAGUAGAAGCUAGAAAAGUGAUCAGAAGGCCGAAACCUGUAAUGGCAAAAAAUGUAAUGGAGUAGGAAUAAAUUUUAAGGGAGAAUUUGUGCCUAACCUUCCAAGGGGGAAAAAACAGCAUUGCUGCUCCUUGAAGGGGACGAGGCCACAAUGUUGGUGGUUCAUUCAAGUUGAAUAAAACUUCUGUUAGGAAGUGUUGUUAAAUGCAUAUUUAACUUAUUUAAUGCAUUUCAUCUCAUUAUCUGUUAUUGCUCUAAGACUAAGUGUAAAAGUAUGGCGACAAGCCGUCUUGUCCAAAGCUGGUGGAUCAUUCUUUUAAUGCUACUGCUGCUGAGAAAUGCACUGUGGGAUUUGUCUGACCCUUCUCCCACCCCCAGAUUGUCUGGAGAAGCACUACAUUAUUUGUAUUGAUAGCUUUGAUCCACGUUUGAAAGCAGCAAUCUGAAAUCUUGUUUUGUUUGUACAGAUAUAUAUAUAUGUAUAAAUAACAGUUAAAAUUUUAGCAGUUAUAAUAGUUCUAUGCCACAUUGACCAGUCACAUUUAACUGCUGUAUUGUAGACUCUUCUAAAUAAAGAAAAGCCCCCAAACUA